This is a messenger RNA of Gregarina niphandrodes, 615 nucleotides long. RefSeq lists its product as hypothetical. The record is from RefSeq and is a predicted model, not a curated record. The transcript has a single exon. NCBI's taxonomy places the organism in Eukaryota, Apicomplexa, Conoidasida, Eugregarinorida, Gregarinidae. The coding region runs from base 1 to 615 and encodes 204 amino acids.
AUGCCGGCUCGCAUACAGUCGCGUGGUCUGGAAGAAGUCCGACGUGACGACUCGUCUGUUUAUAGCAGCAUCGACUCAGAACCACGCAGACAGAGACAAGAGCAAACAUACGGAUUUGAGGUUGUGGAGGACAUUGAGAGUUUAAUGUUCGACCCAAUGUCGUUAAUAGUACAGCUCAAACAGAAGAAAGCAAGUAUCCCAAAAUUGUUCGAGAUGAAGGUGCGGGUGAUAACACAGGCUAUAUACCACCCGUCUAUCGAGAAUUCCGAACUACUGAUUGACGCACUGGACGCUAUACGCAAUGAGGGUGUUAUAUCCCAACGUCAGCGUGACAGACUACUGAUAUCGAUUAUCGCCUACGGCAAAGACGCGACCAUGAAGCGACUAGAGGCCGGCACGUUGGAUCGACCGCUGAACAUCUACGCGAAGAGUUCACGGAAGAAGCCGGGCAAUAAUAAAACGUCAAAGAAGUCCUACGAUCAGAGAAAUGGCAACUCGAACCAACAAUCGAACAAUAACAAAGGGAAGAAGUCUUAUAAUAAUAAGAACAGAAGAAACAGCUAUAAGACGACUGAGGCCACCAAUAAUUGGACAGAGACAUCCACUAGGAUGUAG